AUGCGUGGUUCAGGCGCUAUGAAGAUGUUUUCAGGGCAGAGUUGUCAGGUCUCGAUGAUGCAUCUAAAGUUCGCCUUUUGUUACGAAAACUCGGAACGGUUGAACAUGACAGAUACAUUAACUACAUUUUGCCAAACAACGCGCAUGAUUUCAGCUUUGAUGAUACAGUUGCUCGACUCACAGCGUUGUUUGGAGACCAGUCGUCUCUUUUCAAUAACCGAUACAAUU
Molecule: messenger RNA, 228 nt
Organism: Dicrocoelium dendriticum
Lineage: Eukaryota; Metazoa; Platyhelminthes; Trematoda; Plagiorchiida; Dicrocoeliidae
Source: the annotation of a GenBank genome assembly